UUCAUUGUUACACUUCUCUAAGUUUGACCUUUCUUUUCAGAAUCACCAGAUAACAAUGUUGUUAUUCUAUAUCUGACUGCUUUCAUAAUGAUUUUAUUAAAUGAUUUUAAUUGAUUAUAUCAUAAAAUCUUACGCCUUAGUUUGGUCUAAAAUUACUUGUCAUUCUUUAAUUUCCAUUCGCCAUUUAGGUUCAUUAGUUAUUUUCAGAACUUCUUACACUGUUAUUGUUAUUUUUUUACAUGUGAAUGAAUGCUUAUGAAAGGUUUGACAAUGCACGAAUUAUGGACUAUGUAAAACAAUAUUUGUUACAACAUUUGCUUACUAUCAUAUUUGAACUAAUUAUUACAAAUUUUUAAUUGAACACAGCCCUCAACACUCUUUAUUUAUUUUUUCUCCAGAAAGAGAAAGAACGAGCACAAGAUUCUUGUUUAUAUUUUUCAAUAUACAAAUAUAGUAAAACUAGAAGUGCAAUCAAAAAUCUGUUUCUUUCAGUUUUUUUAUAUUCGGGACUCGAGAGCAAAGCGGGGUGCUCCUAGUCGGAGCCUCCGCCCGCACAAAGACGUCGGCGAUAGCGCCAAGACACGGCGUGAUGUCGUCGUCACCGCCGGGGCCCGCGUGUGACGAGCGCGCACGCACCCCGCGCGCUGUCGCAUCUCCCGCAUCCGCGCCGCGCUCUCCAGCGCCCGCGCACGCCGUGCUCGCUACCAUGACUCCAGUGCAACCCGCACACGACUAUUACCCUCAUAAGGUUGAAAUGGAUUCCGAUGAUGGCUAUCCGCCAGAGGCACACUCCUAUCGGCAUUCUCCCCAUGAGCUUGCCGCAUAUGCUCCAGAUAACAAAGUGCCAGUUCAACCCGACGUCUAUGAUCAGGGUAUGGAGUCCAUAGACGAGAAAACCCCCAUUGAUCUCAUAUAUGAAGAUGAUAAACAGACUGUAAUUUAUACGACGACGCCAGAUCAGAAGAGAGUUGAGAUGAUAAGUGGCCAGUUGGAUGACGGGCAGCUUGUCAGUGGUGGAGGUCAGCUAGUGGAUGGCGGAGUGUCAGUGGUGGUUGGUCCUCCGGGUCAGGGUGGACAGACGGUGCUGGUCAUCGCAGAUCACGUGGUCGAUGAACUAGGACAAGUUAUUGCUAUACCCAGGUAAAAUAUUCAGAUUAUUUUAUUAUUAUGGUUGCGAUCAGAAAU
Messenger RNA from Diatraea saccharalis (sugarcane borer), 1185 nucleotides. The record is from the annotation of a GenBank genome assembly. Lineage: Eukaryota; Metazoa; Arthropoda; Insecta; Lepidoptera; Crambidae.